CACUUCGCUAAAGUUGCAACAAGAGGCUCAGUUGGUUUCUGUCCGCCGCGGAGGGAAGUUUCAACUUUUCGGCGGCUGCUGCAGCUGCUGCAAUUUGCUGCUUCUAGAGUCCGUUUCGGGACGCGGCGGGCUGGUUAUGCCCUCUUGCUCCGUGGGGAGGAUCCAGCUGCUUUGAAGUUCGUCCCAACGACGCCUUGAUCUCAAGAACAAACCAACUGGACUGGUGUCUACAAGCAUGGAGAUGCCUCUGGUGUUAUCAAGGUUUUCCUUCCAGUUCCAGAGUCUUCCAGAACUGAUGCUCUUCCCCCUGGUGGUGAUGUUGCUACAGACCGGGAGUAGUCAUGGCAGCCUCCCUUUCUACAAUGGCUUCUACUAUGACAGACCCAUUAAUGAUAAAGGUCUCAACGGUGUCCGACUGAUGGUUGAGACCUCCGACGAUGCCAUCUCUACCCAGCGUGGUGCCAAUGUUACACUGCCCUGCCAUUAUCACUACGCACCUAAACUGGAUGCCCCUCGCAGAAUCCGCAUCAAAUGGUCCAAGCUGCGGGAAGACAACUCUAAAGAUCGAGACGUGUUGGUGGCAUCUGGGCAAAAUCACCGCAGCUUUGGCGAGUUCCGGGGACGGACUCAUCUCCAGCAAGAGUCUGCUGAUGAAGCCUCUCUGGUGAUCAAUGACCUGCGCUUGAAUGAUGCUGGGAAGUACCGCUGUGAAGUCAUUGAUGGUUUGGAAGAUGAAAGUGGGACCGUCGAUCUAGAACUGCAAGGAGUGGUCUUUCCUUACCAGCCUCCCCAUGGACGCUAUAAGCUUAACUUCCACGAAGCCAAGAAGAUCUGUGAAGAUCAGGAUGCAGUAAUAGCCUCCUUCGACCAGCUUUUUGAGGCCUGGUUAGAUGGCUUAGACUGGUGUAAUGCUGGCUGGCUGAUUGAUGGCACAGCUCAGUAUCCUAUCACAGUACCCCGGGAAAACUGUGGUGGGCAUCAUCUACAACCUGGUAUCAGAAGUUAUGGAGAACGUCACAAGAACCUCCAUCGCUUUGAUGUCUUUUGCUUCUCUUCGGCUCUGAAAGGGACGGUCUACUAUCUUGAGCACAAUAAGAAGUUCACCUUAGAAGAAGCCAAGCAAGCAUGCCAAGAUGACCAAGCUGAAAUUGCCAAGGUGGGCCAGCUCUACUCAGCAUGGAAGUUCUUGGAGUUGGACCGCUGCGAUUCUGGCUGGUUGGCGGAUGGCAGUGUGCGCUACCCCAUCACUUCUCCCCGACCCAACUGCGGCCCACCAGAACCAGGAGUCCGAAGUUUUGGCUUUCCCCAAACUGGGAACUUUGGAGUCUACUGUUACAAGAUGAGCUAAGGAAAACGGCUUCCUUCAUUGGUGGACGGUGUCCUUUUUAUCACCACCUAGAGUUUAUUAUUUAAAGGGCCAGUCUCUUGGGGGGAGAGGGGAAGGGGGUCUGUUUUAACUGUAUGUUUUCAAGUUUCUGUUUUCUUUAAAAAAAAAACACUUUUGUAAUGAAACAGAAAAUGCUGUACAAGCUGUGAUGUGGAAAUUGAGUUGCCUUAGCGCUGAUUGGAAGAGCUUCCAGGCUUCGUUGCCCAUUUAAUCAUGCGGUCAGAAAACCUGAGCUUAGAGAUGGGGCCCGUGCAUGUGAGAAGAUGCUCAUCUGAUUAUGAUGGGUUUUGUUUUGUUUUUUUUUGCAAUUUUAUGAUGUCUUUUGCUCCUGCCAACAUCUGUCAGUGAGAUUAGGGAAGCCAUCUGAAGUACCGGUUAGGCAGCUGUUGUAAUAACUCUCUCGAGAAAGGAAUACCUGCUCCAGCGUGACAUCCCCAACUCUUAGUAGCAUGUGAUCUCCGUCUUAAGUGGUCCAAUAUUUACAACUUUCAAAUCGAAGUGGCUAUUUUAAUGGCUCAGGAUGCUGUAUGAUAAGGGAUCAACAAGAAUCUCAGGGCAAAAAUGGAUGCAGAAGGGGCCAUUUCUCCGUAUCUUUUCUCCUGUUCUUCAGGCUGACGAUAUGAACUGGCAGGGGGGAUGCAAUUCAUUCUGAUCAAUGAUGAAUUGGACCUAGAUCCAUAUUGAGCAGUGCCAUCUCCUCUCUCUUUUUUUAUAAAGCGACGAGAAAGUGGAAUGGCUGGGGUAACAUAAUAGGCUCUGCUGUCUUGUAUUUGGUUUGGUUUGGGCAUAGAUUGUUGUGCAAACCCAACCAUUUAGUAAACCGUAGUUGAAGUAUGGCUUGGAGUAAUGUAUGAAUCUAGGUUUCCAUCUUUGUAAAACCCUACAUAAACAAAAAUAAAAAUAAAAAAAUAAUGACUCAGUGGCUAAGGCGCUGAGCUUGUCGAUCGAAAGGUCAGCAGUUCAGUGGUUUGAAUCCCUAGUGCUGCGUAAUGGGGUGAGCUCCCAUUACUUGUCCCAGCUUCUGCCAACCUAGCAGUUCGAAAGCAGGUAAAAAAUGCAAGUAGAAAAAUAGGGACCACUUUUGGUGGGAAAGUAACAGCAUUCCAUGCGCCUUUGGCAUUGAGUCAUGCCAGCCACAUGACCAUGGAGACGUCUUUGGACAGCGCUGGCUCUUCGGCUUUGAAACGGAGAUGAGCACCGCUCCCUAGAGUCGAGAACGUCUAGCACAUUACCUUUACAUAAAAAAACCUCCUCUAAUUUAGAGGUAGACCAGUUUGAGAAGAAAACAAAGAAUCAUUUACAAUCUGAUGUUUAUCUUGCUAUAAGGGUUGACAAAUCUGGACCUGGAUUAACGCAUCUCACUAAGCCAUAUUGUUUUGUCAGUUUUUGCAUGAAGAACAAGCACAACUCUGUUGGGACAUUCAACCAAACCGUUAUUUUGGAGACCAAUUGCUUCCGUACCUUUUGUAUUGUCAAAUGUGACUUGAACACUGUCUUGUGGGGGUCUAAAGAUGGGGUCUCUGAGAUGUCUGCUAAUAAAACUUGGAAGAAACCACACAAAGAAAUAA
Pantherophis guttatus is the source of this 2955-nucleotide messenger RNA. It is a transcript of the gene HAPLN3, whose product is annotated as hyaluronan and proteoglycan link protein 3. Gene Ontology annotation, molecular function: hyaluronic acid binding. Gene Ontology annotation, cellular component: perineuronal net; synapse. Gene Ontology annotation, biological process: skeletal system development; central nervous system development; glial cell differentiation. The record is from RefSeq and is a predicted model, not a curated record. NCBI's taxonomy places the organism in Eukaryota, Metazoa, Chordata, Lepidosauria, Squamata, Colubridae.